AUGAUAGGUUUUCUGAUUAGUGCUUUACUAGGGUAUUGACUUUAAGCUAAUUAGAUAUUGCAUUCAGGGAGCUCCUUGUUUUAAUUUCGAUAAGAUGUCAUCUUCAGUUAAUCCACUCUUGGAGGAUGUGAUAGAGAUGGAUUACACAGGCAAGAAUAUCAUAGGGUAUGGAAUGUGGCAUAGAUGGGUACCCAUGCUAAAUACAACAGAACUUAAAAAAACUACUCUUCCUUUUUUAUAAUUGAUUUAUGAAUUUGAUACUUUGAAAACAGCUAUGUACUCCAAGAUUUACGUGAUUUGUGCCCUUGAUAUACAAUAGUUUUACGUAGUUCUAGAAUAGUUUGGAAGUUAUACUCUAAGAAACCAAAUCUCUUUGGAUAAUAUCAUGAUCGAAGGGAGAUGGGCUUAUCUUUAUUAUUGUUAAAACAUAGCUUCAGGGGAUUUUAGAUUUUAUUAUAAAUUGUUGAUCGAUAGUAACUACGAUCAGACAUACUUCAUCUCUGGGGUUGAGAAUGACAGAAAAAACAGAAGAAAAUCUGGGUUUUCUGCUGGGUAUAUAACUUCAGUCCCACAAGAAACAUCAGGAUAUCUGUAUUUUGGCCAAAAGAGUGAAAUACUGUUUAAGGACGAAUUCUACAACACUAUAUCUGAUUUCAACACAGCCUUGAGCGCGGGUUGCAAUUUUCCAGAUUAGUGUUCUGCUGGCAAUAAAGUAACAUAUAUGUUUGAUAAUAUCUACAAUGUCGGUUAAAUGGGAUCAAAGAUGGAUGAUUUAUUCUAUGCCGAAAGGAACUACGCUAUCUCCACAUGGAUUAAAUUGGAUUAGUUGAAUUUGGCUCAAAAUAAAUCCUCAUAUACUGCAUUACGAAUGGCAUUAUUUGAUUUUUAUGCAGACGAUUACUUGUAAGGAGACAGACAAAUAUGGUUGAAUUACCAAUAGGAUUACGAGUACCCUGAAAAUACAAAAAUAUCAGUUCAUACUUUCUCAUUUAUUUUUGCCUAAUUAACUUUCUAUUAAACUAGAGAAGACGACAAAUGGAGUGUCCAAGGUCUUAAAUAUGAGGAUCAAGUCACUCAAUGGCAUUACUUUUCAUUUUAACAUGGGUCUUUUGUGGAGGCUGAAACUGGAUAUGGCAACACGAAGAUUUAUUUCAAAUUCAAAGAUUUUGAAAUCACAGAUUAUUAUGUUGAGAAGAAGAAUCAUUUCUCAACUCAACAGUUCGUAAUGAUAGUAGGCAGAGACAAAUACGCUGAGUCCUUAAUGAAAGGACAAUUGGCAUUUCUGAAAUUAGAAUAUUGUUUCGGCGAUACCUUUACAAUGGUGAUGGGUAUGUCAUUGAUUAUAUUCUUAAGAUUGCAAUGUUCUUUGUAAAUAAUGCAUAGGUCCUGAAGUGAAUCAAUGUACAUCAUGUCAACCUUCUCAAUUCAGAGUAUUAACAGACAAUUAAUGUCAGUGUAAAAGGAACUACGUGGAGAAUACCAAUCCAAGUUUAGUGGUCUGUGAAAGUAUUGAUCCCUCUACAUUAAUUAGGCUUUACUGACAGAGUUGGUUCCAGUAUCUUUUAAGAGGCCAGUCAAGUCAACACAUGUUAACAGGGAUAAUUUUUAAUUAAGAAUGGGAACACUUAAUAAUGUCUAAGUUGUCCAACUCAAAUGAGUGACAUCUCAAUUCAAUGUGGAGAUUGUUACGUUAAUAGUUAAGACUGGUAUUUAAACCCCAUUUGCACAUAUGACUAUUUGGCAUUCAAUUCCAAUCCAAGCAAUGCCUUCAAAUUGAUCAAUAGAAUGGAAAGUGCAUAUUAAUUAUUUACAAUAUCGGCUGAUUUGAAUCUGGAAUUAUGUCCUUAAUGUUUGAAGAUAGUAUCAGACACUUAAUAAUUGGAUUCUAACAAAUUAAUAUCACAAUAUCAUCUAGGAGUUAGAUCAACUAUUCUAUGCAAGAGUUGUAGCAAAGCAGUCAAUAAUUAAUGUAUUGAUUAAAAUGAAAAUUGUGAUCAAUGUGAUUCACAUUACGCAUGCUAGAGUUGUUAAGAUGGAUUCAAAUUGGUUAGUAACUAGUUCUGUAUGAAAUGUCCAGAUAGUUGCACUGAAUGCACUUUCAUUGGAGAUGUUCCCUAAUGCACAAGUUGUCCUGUUGGAUUUUAUCUAUCUGGAGGUAAAUGCAACCAAUGUGGUUGGAAUUGCUUAAUAUGUGAUGCAUAGAGGUGUUUCAAAUGUGUGAAUUACAAUUAGUAUUAUAUCUCAUUAGACGGCUAAAACUGUUAUGAAAACAAAAUCACUAAUUGUUUGAUUGCUUAUGAAGAAAGUGUGAGCAACUCUUCAGCCAUCUCUUUGCUCAAAGACUAUCCUAUUGUUUAGAAGAAAGAGGAUGUUGUUGUUAAGUGUGCUUUAUGCGUUACUCAGAGUAUCAACAAAUUGACUUCUUGUGUCAUUGAUUUUAAUUUAGCUGUAUCAUCCAGAUAUCUUGAACAGAAUAGCUAGAACGUUCUAUUAAGUGCAACAAGCAUUCCUUAAGGAUCGUAUUAAUUGACCAAUUCAACAAACACUACUUCUCUGUGUGAUAGUGAUCGAAAUUGCAAGAGUUGUGUAUUGGAAGAUAGGUUCUAUUAGGAUUCUUGGAAACUUGACAUUACAUCAUUCUAUAAUACCUAGUAUGGUUAAGACUUUUUGGAUUUAGUGUUAAAGACCAACGACGGAGAGAUCAAAUGCAUCAAUUGUUUGAAGGGAUAUGAUUAUGUAAAUGGGAAAUGCAUUAAAUCUUGUGAUUCCAAUUGCAAAGAGUGUCAGAUUAUUAAUGAAUAAGCCAUUUGCAUAUAAUGUACAGAAAACUGGAAUGGCUAAAGGUUGACUCUGAGUAAUGGAGAGUGCAUCGAAUGUCCAUACAAUUGUGCUUUAUGCAAAUAAAGGGAUGCGCAGUCUCUUUAAACAGUCAAUCCGUAUUUUGAUCCAACAAAGACUGAUUUCAUCAAAUUCAGUUACAUAUGCCUCAAAAGUUAUACCAUACCUAGCGUGAAUUUGAAUUACGAUUUCGAUUUGGAGAAUUUCAUUGAAUGUUCAAGUGCAUCCACAUGCAAGCAAAAGGCAGUGAUAGACUUGAAACUCUAUUGCAACAAGAAGGUCUCAACUGUCUUAAAUGGAUAUGAUUAGGAUUUGACUGCAUUCGCUUCGCCUACUUACGAAUCCGAUAGUCAUACCAUAGUGUUCAAUUAGAAGGUUCUCAAAGAGAUGACCAUUAAGAUGAGAUUGAUUAAUGAUGAUACUACUUUAUCAUGCAAAUUGCCUGACAAUUUCCAAAUCAUUUCGGAUUUAAGAAAGAAUGUAUUUACUUUGAAAACUAUUAAUCUUGAGUUCUAUGGCACAACAAAUGUGAUUUUUAAUGAAAAUUUCAUCAUUACUGGAUUCAACUAAGUAUUGUUAAAGGAUUUCACCUUGGUAAGUUCAUCGAAAAACCAAAAUCUGUACAUCUAUGAUUAAUUCCAAUUCGAGUUAAUCUUGGAUAGCAUCACAUUGAAGGUCAUCGAUAUUUCCUUUUCUAUCGUAGUGGAAAAUGCCACCUCCAUUAAUAUUGAUCAAUUUGCUAUUCAAGAUAGUAGAAUAGUCAAUUCAACUGGUAUCGUACAAUGUUUUGGAAGUCUAAAGAAAGAUGAUGUGACCCUGCAACUAACGAACAUCGAUAUCAAAAACAGUUAAUUCACUAAUUCAAAGAUCUUCUUGUUCAAGUUAUCUGAAAAUUACAACAAUCUCAAGAUAUCAAUCUAAUCUACAGUCUUUACAUCCAAUCUCUUCAGAUCGGGAUCGUAAGCCUUUAGAACAGAUUUCCCUCUUAACGUUAGGAUGGCUGUAGUCGACAUCACCUAGUUUACUUAGACAUCGGAUGAACUAAUUGAAUCUACAUUCGCUAGUUUUGAAGGAGUGAAAAGAGUGAAUAUCGAUUAGAUAGUCUUGCAACAAUCCAAAUUGAGUACAAAAAGUAGAUGGUUGAUUCUACCAUUAUUCUCAAUAACUGAUCUGCAAGUAAAGAACAACAUCUUGAGUACAGACGAUGUAAUAUUGAUUUCCAAUAAGGCAUCAGUGUAAUACUCUGAUGCCAAUGAUGGAAACACCAUAGAUAUGCAAACAAUAAAAUUUGAAUUAAACAAAUACUUGGGUAAUAAGGCAUUCAUGGAAAUCUAUUAAACAACGUUUGUUGGAUUGACAAUCACAAUUAACGACUUGUUUAUUGACUAGAAUGAAUUAUACACACUAACCAAAUUGUAGCAAAAAUACAUAGCAUCAGAAAAUUCAACUUUUUACUUUGACAGUUAUGACUUGACUCUUACUAAUACCAAAAUUGUGAGAGGUAAGACAUUCCCAGAAAUGGCAAUUCUAAAUAGUAACAAAGUGUAAAUAGACAAAUUGGAUGUCACCAGAAAUUCUGAUUUCUUAAGAUUGCUUAACAAUAGAUUGUCUUGUGUUUCAGCAAAUGCAAUACCUCAAAUUUAUACUACUAUUUUGUACUUAUAUAACAUCAAGGAGAUAGAUAUGAAUCAUAUCACACUCUAUAAGAUCAAAAGUAUCAAUCAACCUUUGAUUUCUAUUAAAUCAUCAGAUAGAUUGAAAAUUAGGUAAAAGGAGUCCAUCAGAAUAAGGAAUAGUAUCUUCAGUGAGAAUCUGCUAAUUCUGAGUAAGAUCAGUGAGUUGUAAGCUAUCAUAUCAAUCAUUUCUGAAUAAAAUCAGGAUUUUCUUGUAGAGGACUCUAAAUUUUUGUAUAAUUUCCAACAUAGUUACAUAUCAGAUUUAUCAUUUGUAUCCUCCUCAACAUUGUUGUUUUCCAGUCCAAAUUCGAGUGUCAUACUGAACAGAAACAACUUUGAAAAGAAUAUAGCUACGAAUGGAUAGAAUUCAAACUUAGUUUUGAAGUGCAACAGCAUUACAAUAACAACUUGUAGUUUCCUCUAUUCAAAUCAAUUGCAUUUCAAUGUGAUACAAGAGAAUAUCGUCUGGGGUUUGGAAAGCUUUGCCAUUCCAAAACAAGAGGAAUUCUACUAAGCAUUUCCAAUCAAGACAUUCGGUGGAAGUGCUUAUUUAUCUGCAAACACCACCAUGAUCAAAGAUGUAAAUAUAAUUGGUUCGAUUUCAUUGCUUGGAGGUGCUAUCUAUCUAUAGCCUCAAUCUGAUGGUAUUGUGAAAUUUUAAGACAUUCUAUUCAAGGAAUGCAGAGCAUCUUUAGAAUAAGUUUCUAAUGCGCAAGGUGGAACAAUCUUUAUUGAUGCAUCCUCUUCUCAAAUUUAGAUGACAAUUUUGAAUUGCACAUUCUUGAAUAGUUAUAGCAGAAGAGAAGGAGGUGUCAUCUAUGUGAUUCCUUCGAGUAGCGAGAACAACAUGUACCUCGAAGACGUACUAAUUCAGGACUCUUAUUCUAUCUACUAUUCUUUCAUUAAGACUUUUGGGUCAAAUCAAUUGAAUUUGGAUGCUCAAAAUCUCACUCUCCAGAAUUCCUAUUAAGGAUUAAAACAAUAUUUGGGAUAACUCUAUUAACUAUCUUAAUCAGAGAUAAGUGAUUACCACUUGAAUUAUAUCUUUUCAAUCAAAGGCAAGUUAUCUUUGUAGAAUUCCAGUUUCACUGAUUACAUGAAUGGGUUAAUCGAAAUAUCCAAUGGGGAAUUAAGCAUGAAGAACGUCAUAGUAAGUAAUUAUAUUACAGGCAGUCAACCACUCCUCUCAUUGUCAACUAUUUCUGUAAUCGUUAUGCAGAAUGUGUAAUUCCUAAACAUUUCAGUCUAUGCUUUCAAUGACAAUAUUGUACCUGAAUGUGAAGUGUCCUACACUGCUCUAGCUUUAACUUGUGAUUACUCUCAAAUAGCACCUACAUUCAUUGAAAUUGACAUGAAUCAAACCAUAAUAGAUUACUAUUCAAUUCUGAAUAUCAAAAAUGUCCAAUUGGCUUAGAGCUAUCCCACAUCCUUGAUAUCUAUAAUCAAUAUUGAUACAGACCAUUCCAUCGUGAUUCAAAACACUAAGUUUUAGUCCAUCAUUUGUCAAAAAUGCACUGAAGGAUUAAUCUAAUUCGAAUUUUUGAACUACUUCAAAUUGGGCAAUAACAUAAUCACCUUUGAGAAAGUACUAUUGUAAUCAUCUCAAUGUGGACAAUUGAGUUGUAUUGUUAUUCAAUAAUAAUAUAACCAAAAUCGAUUGAGAUUGCUAGUUGAUGAUUCUUCCAAGAACUCCAUUAUUUACACUGUCACUGUACGUGAAAGCACCUUUAAUAAUAACUUUGGUACCAAAGGAGGAGUCUUUCAUGUCAAUGACAUCAAUAUCCUCUUCGAUAAUUGCAAAUUCCAAUCCAACAUUGCCUCUGAAUCAGGAGGAGCCAUCUAUUUCCUUUCAAAACAAGCCACUCUGAACAUCUACGAUUCAGAAAUCAGCAGUAAUCAAGCUGCUGUUGGAGGAGCCUUCUUUUUAUAAAAUUACACUCUAAAUUCACCAAGUGUACUGAAUCUGCAAUUGAGAAAUAAUAAGGCACAGUUGUUUGGAUAAAAUUAUGCAGAAUACCCCAAUCAGUUGACUCUGUCAUUGAAUGGCGGAGUUGAUUACCUUGAAAAGGAGAGACUCUUUGCUAACUUAACAACUAUCAUCGAUGUCAUAACCAUUAAACCGUACAAUGUUUCCAACACUUAGAAGGAUUACAUCACUCUUCCCAGUGGACAAGCCAUCAAUACUUAUAAAUAUUUUGACGAAGAAACACAAUAAUACUUAUCAUACAAUUUGACCUUCAGAAUCAUAGCACUGAACAAACAAGCCAACAAAAUACAGAAUCUGGAUGGCAGCAAGUGUUCUAUCUUUUCAAGGAAGAUAAACCUCUAAAAUAUCACUGAUAUCGAUCCUCAAAACAUGGAUAAUGUCACCAGCACUCAACCCUCUCCAUACACCAGUGUGCAAGAGAUAAGCUUCAACACAACCUCCCAAGAUUACAAUUUAGAUGAGAUGAUUGUUUAUUUUGAUCCGAAAUCCAAUUCCCAAGCUGUCUUGCAAAUUGAGUUCUUGUGUAAUUCUAUUAGAAUACCCAUCUUCAAUCCAGAACCCCCAUAUUUAUUGAAAUAUCAAAUCGAAAAUUACAGAUUGAGAGUGAAUGUGUAAUCCUUCGACUGCUAAGUUGGAGAAUAGAAGAGAGAUGAAGAUGGCACUUGUCUUGUCUGCGAUUCACAACAAGAUUAAUAUUCCGUCAUUGCAGGAGAGACUUGCCAAGUCAAAGACACCAUCUCAACAGAGGCAGUCACUUCAGCCAGUGUCAAACUCAGACCCGGAUAUUGGAGACCCUAUUCGUAUAGUACUAGGAUUGAAUACUGUUUGAAUAUGCAGAUCAAUUGCGAGGGAGGUUGGACUCCAGGAGAUGCCUCCUGCUUCUCGGGACAUAUUGGGGCUUUAUGUGAGUAAUGUGAUAUCUACAAUAUUAUGGGAAAUGGACAAUGGUCAGUGAGUGCGUAGUAUAAAUGCGGUAGUUGCAAUGAUGUGGGAGACAAUACAAUCAAAGUGGCUCUUAUUAGUACUUGGUAACUUAAUAUUUAAUCUAUUUUAGGACUUUGAUUUCCAUUAUGCUUUCAGUGAAGAGCACAAUGGAAGCUGUUAAUAACAUGAUCAUAAGUAAUAAGUUUUCGAAAUAUUUUGUUGAACAAACUAAAGCUGGUUAGGGAGGUAUCUUAAUUAAAGUGCUCACCAAUUAUCUCCAAAUUAUAGGAGCAGUUUAGACAUUCUAACUUUCUUUGCCAAGUGCUCUCACAAGUGCAUUCAAGACUGUUGGAUCUCCUGUAGAGUCCAUGAGUUAUUCUUUGGAUUGUUUCUUGAUCAAGAUUUCAGAUAUCAAUGUCAUGUAUUUUAGAAUGAUAUGGGCUUUGAUCAUGCCAAUCAUCUACAUUGUAACCUUCUUUAUUUUGUACGGAAUUGCUAUCCUUUUACGUCAAGCAGAUGCCAGUAAGAGUGCCAUCACCACCACCUUCAUAUACUUGUUCACCUAUUUGCAACCUACUCUGCUUGGAGGCUUUGUAUCUCUGUUGUCAUUCAGACAAGUGUCGAAUAUCUUUUGGGUUCAAGGUAAUGUGGCCUACAGAUAUGAUACUGCCCAACAUUUGAAAUGGGUUCUUACUUUUGUAUUCCCUUCUGCAUUCACACUUGGAUUGAUCAUACCUGCCUAUAUGUUUUUGAGCAUGUACAAGAUUAAAAACGAUUUGAACGAUGGAGAAAAUAGAAAGAAAUGGGGUUAUCUAUAUAAUGAAUAUCAACCCAAGGCUUACUUUUGGGAAAUAGUAAAGAUUUUCCAGAAGAGUUUCAUCAUAUUGUUUUUGACAUUCUACGAAGAUCUAAUUAUCAUCAAGGCUGCCUUGAUCUUCAUCAUUGUGUUCAUAUAUUCUCUACUCACCAAGAAAUAUAAACCAUUUAAGUUACCCUACUUAAAUUAUUUGGAUGAUAUGAGUACAUUAGUUUGUGGUACCUCCAUUGUGUUGGGAAUGACUCUAUAUUCAGCCAACUAGACUUCCAACCAGGAGAUCAUUUGGCCCUUCUACAUAUUUCUGAUCAUCAUCAAUGGAGUCUUUAUUGCAAUUAUCCUGUGGGAAAUUCUGUGGGCUCAAUUGGAUGGCUAAGAGGAAGCCUUGGAUAAGUUGAGAAACAAGAUAAAUGUGAAAUUCCCAGAUUUGUAAAACAAGAAUUGGUUGACAAGAAAACUAUUCACCAAUAGAGCUGAACAACGUGCCAGAAUCAAGAAGAGAUUCAAAAUGAUUAGGGAGUAUUUGAUGGGCAUUGUAAGAAACGAGAAUAGAAAGAAAGACCAUUUGUAUCAAAUGAAUCCUUUGGAUUUGACUGCUAAGUAAGAUAUUUUAGAGAUAUUUCAUUAGAGAAAUGAACGAGAAUGACUCAUUAUCUCCAGACAUCAACCCAACUAUUCUGUCCGUCCCUCGUUUCUACAAUAAGAUCUACCCAGAAGUAUUUGUAGAUCAAUAUGGAUAUGAUCAUCAAUCAUAGGCUGAUUUAAGUAGAGUAGAAUGA
Paramecium octaurelia is the source of this 9018-nucleotide messenger RNA. NCBI's taxonomy places the organism in Eukaryota, Ciliophora, Oligohymenophorea, Peniculida, Parameciidae. The record is from the annotation of a GenBank genome assembly.